AUGGAUCGUUUCUUUAUCGAAGAGGAACAGAAAUGCAUCGGAUCGAUGAGAGAGUACCAAAACAUCACGUCGAAAAACACAUUCGACGUGCCAUUUCGCCAUUGCCCGCCACACUUUGACGGACUACUUUGCUGGCCGUACACCAAGGCCUCCACCACCGCCAUUUUACCCUGUCCUCCUGACCUAACAUACCAAGCGAACUCCACAACAGACACUUUGGAGUCCGGUGAUCGCAUUAUAGCAUUGGCCACGAAGGUUUGUCUUGCAAAUGGCCAAUGGUACACGAAUUCUGAAGACAUUCCCUUUAGCAAUUACAGUUUAUGCGAAUUAUCCGACGAAUUAACCGCUCGUUAUCUUAUGGAGACCAUCGUGGAGUUUGAAAUUGGGCAGAAAUGGUUACCCAUCGUCAGAAUCGUCUCUCAGAUCGGCUAUUCCACAUCCUUCACCAUGUUGGUCAUCGCGAUGAUCAUUUUCUCCCUGCUCAGAAAACUCAGGAACCCCAGAAACAGGCUGCACAUGCACUUGUUCGCCUCGUUCAUAAUGAGGGCGUUUAUGGCACUGAUCAGGGACUGGAUAUUCGUGGACGGUAUUAGACUGGCAGUGGACGUGGUAUACGUGGACGAGAAGAACGCUUUUAUCAAGCAACGAAACGCCACGAUCUGCAAGGCCAUCACGAGUGCCUGGCAGUACUUCAUCGUUGCUAAUUAUUCUUGGAUCCUGAUGGAGGGUUUGUACCUGCAUAAUCUGGUCGUUUGGGCAUUUUGCGCGGAUAGUGCAGCGAUUAACUUGUACAUCUUGAUGGGCUGGGGAUUGCCUGUUUUUGUCGUGGUUCCUUGGGUAAUAAUCCGAGCAACGAUCGAAGACACGCUUUGCUGGACAACCCAUGACAAUCCUUUCGUAUUUCUGCUGAUAAGGAUUCCCAUAAUGAUAUCGAUUUUGUUCAACUUUCUGCUGUUUCUCAACAUAGUACGAGUCCUGUUCAUCAAGUUCAAAACGUCGGUACAUUUGCAACGAAAAAAGAUGCAGUAUAGUAGAUGGGCAAAAUCUACCUUGGUAUUGGUACCCCUGUUUGGUGCUCAUUAUACUCUAUUCCUGGGCCUCUCUUAUCACAAAGAUCAUCGUGUGGAACUUGUCUGGCUUUUCUGUGAUCAAUUUUUCGCCUCCUUUCAAGGUUCCUUCGUGGCUCUGCUUUACUGUCUGCUAAACAUCGAAGUUCGAACAGAAAUAAAACGUGCCUGGAGAACCAGAUGGUCGAAGAACGCGAAUAUCUGCAUGACCUCGUGUCGAGGAUCGAGAAGAAGGAAAACGAUUCGUCAGUACAAGCAGUCGAACGAUUACGAUCAUCCCACAGUCACUGGUACCACUCUGAGGAAUCUGUUCGUGCUGCAGGUUGAUAGAAGAUCGAACGAUUUUUGGCCAAAUGUGCUGGAAAUGGAGGCAGGAUAA
Molecule: messenger RNA, 1446 nt
Organism: Eufriesea mexicana
Lineage: Eukaryota; Metazoa; Arthropoda; Insecta; Hymenoptera; Apidae
Product: Diuretic hormone 44 receptor 2
Exons: 9
Coding region: 1-1446 (481 amino acids)
Biological process (GO): adenylate cyclase-modulating G protein-coupled receptor signaling pathway; cell surface receptor signaling pathway
Cellular component (GO): plasma membrane
Molecular function (GO): peptide hormone binding; G protein-coupled peptide receptor activity
Source: RefSeq, a predicted model, not a curated record